Molecule: messenger RNA, 1934 nt
Organism: Astyanax mexicanus (Mexican tetra)
Lineage: Eukaryota; Metazoa; Chordata; Actinopteri; Characiformes; Acestrorhamphidae
Gene: snap47
Product: synaptosome associated protein 47
Exons: 6
Coding region: 257-1564 (435 amino acids)
Biological process (GO): synaptic vesicle fusion to presynaptic active zone membrane; synaptic vesicle priming; exocytosis
Cellular component (GO): SNARE complex; plasma membrane
Molecular function (GO): SNAP receptor activity; syntaxin binding
Source: RefSeq, a predicted model, not a curated record
CCGCAGGCCGCGUCGGACUGUAAACAUGGUGACACCGCAGCAGUGGGGGAGCGAGAAGCGCAGCUGCAAAAUCUUCUCAUAAAAAUCAGUAAAAAUCAUUAAAAUCCCUUUUUUUUCUGUCUGAUUUCUGAUUAUAAUCGGAUUAUUCUCCGCGCGGGGGGAGGAGACAGGGCUCAGACUGAUGGCAGCAGCUCUCAGUUUGUGAGAAAAAAAGGUGAGCUUCUAGCCAGUCUAAAGCUCCGCCCACUCGGUCAGGAUGAGCCGGGACACGCCCAUCCACAGCUGGUCCGGGUCGUACUACGUAAAUGGAGAGAAGCGUUGGGUGAGUGGUCAGCUGACCCUGACCCGUACGGCGGUGCGCUUCACCGCGGAGCCGAGCGGUGGCACCGGGGGCGGGGCCGGGGUUGGGGGCGUCGCCCUGGCCUCGUUUCCCCUGUCUCGCAUCGUGGAGAUAAAGAUGGAGUCGUCCAGCUUCAUCUUCAGCGCCCUGACGGUUCUGGAGCACGGCAACGUGAAGCACUGGUUCGGCUCGCUGCGACCGUGCCGCGCCGCCGUCUACCACGUACUGGAGCACUUCUGGAGGGAGCGGCUGCUGUCGCCCGGCGAUGCUCCGCCCCCGGCGCCGCUCAGCAAGGGGCAGGAGCUCAUCGGCCUGGUGUCCGGCGCCCAGCGCCGCUUGGCCGACACCGGCAGAGUCCUCGACCACCAGGGGGAGCAGUUCGACAACAUGAUGCAGGGCCUUGACAAGAUCGAGUCCGACCUGGGCGUGGCCGACAAGCUGCUGUCGGAGCUGGAGUCGCCCCCCUGGUGGCCGUUCGGUAAACUGCCGUGGCGGAGUCAGCAGGAGGCGAAGACGGCAGCGGUGGCAGCAGCUAAAGCCCCGCCCCCCGGAGGCGGGGCUAAGGGUCAGAGGGUGAUCAGCAGCGUGCCGGCGGUGGUGUGGCGGGGGGAGGCGGCGGCGGAGAUGAGGCCGGGGUCCCUCAGCCUGACGCCCUCCUGCAUGGAGCUGCGAGACGCCGGCGGGCGGCUGAUCCACCGCUUCCUGAGGGAGGAAGUGGACGACGUCCGCGUUCACAACCCGUACCAGAUCAGCGUCCGCCAGCGCUUCAUCGGAAAACCCGACGUCUGCUUCCGCAUCAUCUCCGCCAAGAUGGCCGAGGCCCUGUCCGUGCUGGAGGUGCAGUACAAGAAGAAGGUGGAGCUCACCGGAGAAUACUCCACCUUUCAGGCCACGCCCAGCACCACGCCCGGCAGCACAGACAGCGCCACCUCCCUGUGGGGAGCAGGUGCCCACGGCUCAGAUACGGAGGUGCCCGUGGAGGUGCCCGUGGAGGUGCCCGCCGGAGACCUGACCCAGCUUCAGCUCCACGUCCUGCAGCCCACCGUCACCGAGGCCGAGGCCCAGGAGCUCAAACAGAUGCUGCUGCAGUUAAAGUCUCUGGCGCUGGAGGCGGAGACGGAGUUGGAGAGACAGGAUGAAGCUCUGGAUGUUUUAGCGUCGUCCAGCGACCGCGCCACCAUGAGCAUCGACAAACACACCCGCCGAAUGAGGAAACUACUGUAACACACGCCCCCUCGUUCCCAUAGCAACGGUUCAUCUACAAACUCCGCCUCUUCCUGUCCAGUCUGGACCCACUUCCUGCUCGACAAACUGCAUGGCACGGUGUACUCCCCACUCAGAGUGCCCCCUACUGGCCGAGACGUGUAAUAACAUAUAAAGGGAAAUCUGCCUCUGAUUAAAAAAAACAAAUAAACUCCGCCCCCAUGGGCCCGGUCUCACUCCAUUUGCAUAAUUUGCAUAAUCGUGUGUAUGUUCUGUGUGUGUAUGAUCAUGACAUUUCCAGAUGUUUCCUGUAAACCUGCACAGCUGUAUUUAUUGGUAUGAUGAUGUUUGUACAGAAUCGAGUGUAUAAUAAUAAACUCGUCAACGUCUG